Toxoplasma gondii ME49 is the source of this 1791-nucleotide messenger RNA. RefSeq names its product ribosomal protein RPS18 (gene RPS18). Gene Ontology annotation, molecular function: RNA binding; structural constituent of ribosome. The record is from RefSeq and is a predicted model, not a curated record. Gene Ontology annotation, biological process: translation. Gene Ontology annotation, cellular component: ribosome; cytosol; small ribosomal subunit. The coding region runs from base 387 to 857 and encodes 156 amino acids. The transcript has 2 exons. NCBI's taxonomy places the organism in Eukaryota, Apicomplexa, Conoidasida, Eucoccidiorida, Sarcocystidae.
GCCGUUUUCUCUGCAUGCAUCUUCGCGCGGUGAGCGCGACCCCCCCACAGCUGCGGUGUGGGACGCAGGUUUGCCCGCAUGUCGGCUAAAAACAGCUCGCGUCUUUUCGCUUCAGACUGGCGCAUGCGCGCCGGGGGAAAAAAGUCCCCCAACGCAUCUUUCCACGGCAGCCGUGUGGCGACAACGUCUCUGGCGGAUUCGCGCGUCCGGAAGGAAACAGAGCGGCCAUUCGCUGGUUGUUUGGAGAUUCGAGUUGCACGAGGUUUCAUUGUCUGUCGGACCUGGUCCAUGUUUUCUGCUUUCUGACGCCUCUUCCGUGGGGAGCGCCGAGCCUGUACUGGGCGCCUGAAAUCGCCGUGUGGGCAACCGACCUCGCGUUCUCCAAAAUGUCGAUCCAAGUCUCCAACAACCAAGACUUCCAGCACAUUCUCCGUAUCCUCAACACUAACGUUGACGGACGCGAGAAGGUUGUCGUUGCGCUCACCGCCAUCCGCGGUAUCGGGCGUCGCGUGUCGAACCUUAUCUGCAAGAAGGCAGACAUCGACACCAACAAGAGAGCGGGCGAGCUCACGGCCGACGAAAUCAGCAAAGUCGUUGCUAUCGCCUCGACUCCGCAGCAAUUCAAGAUCCCGACGUGGUUCCUCAACAGACAGAAGGACGUUAAAGACGGCAAGCACAAGCAUGUAGUUGCGAACGGUUUGGACACAGUGUGGAGAGAGGAUCUGGAGCGCCUGAAGAAGAUGAGGCUCCACAGAGGUCUGCGUCACUACUGGGGACUCAAGGUCCGCGGUCAGCACACCAAGACGACUGGCCGCCAUGGCCGCACCGUUGGUGUCGCGAAGAAGAAGGGUUGCUAGACGUUUUUUGCUAGGUGUGCCCUCGUGGUUUUUCUGUGUUCUUUCGGUGUGUCAGCGUCUGUCCUGUGGGAGAGAAGCGGCGCUCUCUCGUGCUUUGCAGUGAGUCUGUGCCUCGGGGUGGCGCGGCUGCGGCAACAUGCGUGAACCGUAGGUUAGAUAGACUACACUCUUUUCCAAGUGUGGACGGGACGAACAGAGGCGGAGGCGAGGGGCUCCGAGAGACCAGGGAAAAACUGUGGCGCACUGAAGACUUGAAAUUCUUUCACCUAGAGAAACCGGAAAGUGCUCGUAUGCAUUACCCCGCCCGCGACACCAGAAACCCGACACACAUGGGAGGUCGGCGCCUUUGUUGCGAUUCCGCGUGGAUGGUCACGAAGCAAAUCACACACUCGAGAGGGUGUAGGGGAAACUCUGGAAAGGCUCUUGUACCAUCCUACUUUGUGUGUCUUCAUAGAUAUACACCGCAGGAACUUCAGACCCAGACACACAUCAGCUCACGAAAAGCGGAACCUAGACUGCGCAUGUGCGAUGGACAGUGAGCUGCUAAAGAUCUUCAGAAAUUACCGGAGGAGUCCAUUCCGUUAACACAGCAAACGCCAAAUGGGACUGUUGCGUAGGUGGCUACGAGGCAGUCGAGACUCUGGAACGAUCCCUGAAGUGUGAACAUCGUGAUCUGAGUCCGUAUAGCAGGGGUUUCCACUCGUAGUCAAGCACAAGGCUGUGAACGCACAGAUGCGUUGCCUCAUCGUAGGGGAGAGACGGAAUUUCGGUCUUUUAUGACUUUUUCUGCCGCUUCUUUCCAGCAGUUUAGGAUUUCUCUGUGGAGCGCGUCUCCCGCAGCCGAGAUUUUUUUCCUGCGACGCCCAACCUCCACCUCGCUCUUCCCUCGAGCAGACACCGAAACAGUCCCCUUUCUCCCGCCCACAGGUGGCGU